This is a messenger RNA of Chrysochloris asiatica (Cape golden mole), 9963 nucleotides long. It is a transcript of the gene CELSR3, whose product is annotated as cadherin, EGF LAG seven-pass G-type receptor 3. The coding region runs from base 1 to 9963 and encodes 3320 amino acids. Gene Ontology annotation, molecular function: calcium ion binding; G protein-coupled receptor activity. The transcript has 37 exons. Gene Ontology annotation, cellular component: plasma membrane. Lineage: Eukaryota; Metazoa; Chordata; Mammalia; Afrosoricida; Chrysochloridae. The record is from RefSeq and is a predicted model, not a curated record. Gene Ontology annotation, biological process: G protein-coupled receptor signaling pathway; homophilic cell-cell adhesion; cell surface receptor signaling pathway.
AUGCGCAACGGGUCGUACCAUAGGAUUUGGGGCGUCGGGGCGGAGGUGGAGCAAACCAUCGGGGUGGUUGGGAGCCAUGUUGGAACGGCAGGAGGCAGCGGCAGCGACGGGGAUGCUGUGGGCUGGGGCCCAGGGGCAGCUGUCGCUACGGGGCCCUGGGCGCGGAGCGGCGGCGGAGCCUUAGCUCUUUGUCCCGAGACGCCCAGGGUCCAAGAGGAUGGGGAGCCUGGCCUGGGAGUCAGGGAGGCUGUCCUCUUGGGGCUCCGAGGAGGAAGGCAAAACGUCCAGAACGAUCAAGAGCCCCCUGAGCAUCCAGAAGAGGGGCUGGGGGCUAAGAUCCGAGCACAGGCAUUGGUUGGCCGCGGGCGAGAAACAGGACAGGCAUCAGGGUCUCUGUUAUGCUGGCACCCGGAGGCUUCUUGUGGAGGAAGAACAGGACCCCUGCAGAGAGAUCGGGUGUCAUCCGAGGUUCUGUCUCCAGGAGUGCUGGGUCCAGGAGACAGUUUGCCCCUCCCUUUAGACAUCCUGGUUCGGCCCCAUGGCCCCAGGCCAGUUUCAUUCCAGCGGAACACUGGAAGAGGCGCCCGUAAAAGGGUGGGAACCGCGCACUGCUGCGUGGAAUUGUGGGUGCCGGGGCGCCGGGGUCAGCGCGAGAGAGCUGCGACAUUCCGAGCGGAAAGGACAGCCUCACGGCCGGAUAGUCCUCAGGCUGCAGGGUCGGGUCCGGGGUUGGAUUCAGCACCGCUCAAGGAGAGGACAGCUCCCUCGCCCGGUUCAGCACCACUCGAGUCUCGGACAGCUCCCGGGCGCAUGCGCUCCCGUAGUCGCCUCAGUCGCCGCUUUCUUCCACUAGACCAGGGGCCGCGCCCCUCAGGGAUCGCAGUCCGGCCAAGAUCCUGGAUAAUCCCCUCAGCGAAUCGGGCACGUCCCCGUCGCGCCGCAAACCGUCACCCGCAGUUUCCUCAAUACAACUACCAGGCUUCGGUGCCUGAGAACGAAGCGGCGGGCACCGCAGUACUACGUGUGGUGGCGCAGGACCCGGACGCUGGCGAGGCUGGGCGCCUAGUCUAUUCGCUGGCGGCGCUCAUGAACAGCCGCUCGCUGGAGCUGUUUAGCAUUGACUCGCACAGCGGCCUCAUCCGCACGGCAGCCGCGCUGGAUCGUGAAAGCAUGGAUCGCCACUACCUGCGUGUUACGGCGCAGGAUCACGGCUCACCGCGCCUCUCAGCCACAACCAUGGUAGCUGUGUCAGUGGCUGACCGUAAUGACCACGCACCAGUGUUUGAGCAGGCGCAGUACCGGGAGACGCUUCGUGAGAACGUGGAAGAAGGCUAUCCUAUCCUGCAGUUACGUGCCACAGAUGGUGACGCACCUCCUAACGCAAAUUUGCGCUACCGUUUCGUGGGACCACCUGCAUCACGCACUGCUGCUGCUGCAGCUUUUGAGAUCGACCCACGCUCAGGUCUCAUCAGCACUAGCGGCAGAGUGGACCGCGAGCACAUGGAGAGCUACGAGCUGGUAGUGGAAGCCAGUGACCAGGGCCAAGAGCCCGGGCCACGUUCAGCCACCGUGCAUGUACAUAUAACGGUGCUGGACGAGAAUGACAACGCCCCCCACUUCAGCGAGAAGCGCUAUGUGGCGCAAGUACGGGAGGAUGUGCGCCCCCAUACAGUGGUGCUGCGUGUCACAGCCACCGACCGGGAUAAGGACGCUAAUGGAUUGGUACACUACAACAUCAUCAGUGGGAACAGCCGCGGACACUUCUCCAUCGACAGCCUCACGGGUGAGAUCCAAGUUGUAGCGCCUUUGGACUUCGAGGCAGAGCGGGAGUAUGCCUUGCGCAUCCGUGCACAGGAUGCGGGUCGGCCACCACUGUCCAACAACACAGGCCUGGCCAGCAUCCAGGUGGUGGACAUUAAUGACCAUACACCUAUUUUUGUCAGCACACCCUUCCAAGUCUCGGUCCUAGAGAAUGCACCCCUGGGUCACUCUGUAAUCCACAUUCAGGCAGUGGAUGCUGAUCAUGGGGAGAACGCGCGAUUGGAGUACUCCCUAACUGGCACGGCAUCUGAUACACCCUUUGUGAUAAACAGUGCCACUGGCUGGAUCUCUGUGAGUGGUCCCCUGGACCGUGAGUCUGUGGAGCAUUACUUCUUUGGAGUGGAGGCACGAGACCAUGGCUCCCCAUCACUCUCUGCCUCAGCCAGUGUCACAGUGACUGUGUUGGACGUUAAUGACAACCGACCUGAGUUUACCAUGAAAGAAUACCAUUUACGGCUUAAUGAGGAUGCAACUGUGGGCACCAGUGUGGUCAGCGUAACCGCUGUGGACCGUGAUGCCAACAGUGCCAUCAGCUACCAGAUCACAGGUGGCAAUACCCGGAACCGCUUUGCCAUCAGCACCCAGGGAGGCGUGGGUCUGGUGACUCUGGCUCUGCCACUUGACUACAAGCAAGAACGCUACUUCAAGCUGGUGUUAACUGCAUCUGACCGUGCCCUUCAUGAUCACUGCUAUGUGCACAUCAACAUCACAGAUGCCAACACCCACCGGCCUGUCUUUCAAAGUGCCCACUACUCAGUAAGUGUGAAUGAGGAUCGACCAGUGGGUAGCACCGUGGUAGUCAUCAGUGCCUCUGAUGAUGAUGUAGGUGAGAAUGCUCGUAUUACCUAUCUCUUGGAGGACAACUUGCCCCAGUUCCGGAUUGAUGCAGACUCAGGGGCCAUUACACUACAGGGUCCCCUGGACUACGAGGACCAGGUGACCUACACAUUGGCCAUUACAGCUCGAGACAAUGGCAUCCCACAGAAGGCAGAUACCACUUAUGUGGAGGUCAUGGUCAAUGACGUUAAUGACAAUGCUCCACAGUUUGUGGCCUCUCACUACCCAGGGCUAGUCUCCGAGGAUGCUCCGCCUUUCACUAGUGUCCUGCAGAUCUCAGCCACUGACCGGGAUGCUCAUGCCAAUGGCCGGGUCCAGUACACUUUCCAGAAUGGGGAAGAUGGGGAUGGAGAUUUUACCAUAGAGCCUACCUCUGGCAUUGUCCGCACAGUUAGGAGGUUGGACCGGGAGGCAGUACCAGUGUAUGAACUGACUGCCUAUGCAGUGGACCGUGGGGUGCCCCCACUGAGGACUCCGGUUAGCAUACAGGUGACAGUACAGGAUGUGAACGACAAUGCACCCGUGUUCCCAGCUGAGGAGUUUGAGGUGCGGGUGAAGGAGAACAGUGUUGUGGGCUCAGUGGUGGCCCAGAUCACUGCAGUUGAUCCUGACGAAGGCCCCAACGCCCACAUCAUGUACCAGAUUGUGGAGGGGAAUAUCCCCGAGCUAUUCCAAAUGGACAUCUUCUCUGGAGAGUUGACGGCACUCAUUGACCUGGAUUAUGAGGCUCGCAAGGAAUAUGUAAUUGUGGUGCAGGCCACAUCUGCCCCUUUGGUAAGCCGGGCCACUGUGCACGUCCGACUGGUAGACCAGAAUGACAACAGUCCUGUGCUCAAUAACUUCCAGAUUCUCUUCAACAACUAUGUAUCCAACCGCUCAGAUACCUUUCCCUCAGGCAUCAUUGGGCGCAUCCCUGCUUAUGACCCUGAUGUCUCCGACCGCCUCUUCUAUUCCUUCGAGCGGGGCAAUGAACUGCAGCUGCUGGUGGUCAACCAGACCAGUGGGGAGCUGCGACUCAGCCGAAAGCUGGACAACAACCGCCCAUUGGUGGCCUCCAUGUUGGUGACUGUCACAGAUGGCUUGCACAGUGUAACAGCGCAGUGCGUGCUGCGUGUCGUCAUCAUCACAGAAGAGUUGCUGGCCAACAGUCUGACAGUGCGUCUUGAAAACAUGUGGCAGGAGCGCUUCCUUUCACCACUGCUGGGCCACUUCCUCGAAGGCGUGGCUGCGGUUCUCGCCACACCUGCGGAGGACGUCUUCAUUUUCAACAUCCAGAAUGAUACGGACGUGGGGGGCACCGUGCUUAACGUGAGCUUCUCAGCGCUUGCGCCGCGCGGGGCCGCGGUGGGUGCAGCUGGGCCCUGGUUCAGCUCUGAGGAGCUGCAGGAGCAGCUGUACGUACGCCGCGCCGCGCUCGCCGCCCGCUCGCUGCUAGACGUUCUGCCUUUCGAUGAUAAUGUGUGCUUGCGCGAACCCUGUGAGAACUACAUGAAAUGCGUGUCUGUGCUGCGCUUUGACUCGUCUGCGCCCUUCUUGGCCUCGGCCUCCACGCUCUUCCGACCCAUCCAGCCCAUCGCUGGCUUGCGCUGUCGCUGCCCGCCCGGCUUCACUGGUGACUUCUGCGAGACCGAACUCGACCUCUGCUACUCGAACCCCUGCCGUAAUGGCGGCGCCUGCGCGCGGCGCGAGGGCGGUUACACCUGCGUCUGCCGCCCGCGGUUCACUGGAGAAGACUGCGAGCUGGACACUGAAGCUGGACGCUGUGUUCCUGGCAUCUGCCGCAACGGGGGCACCUGUGCCAAUGCACCUGAUGGUGGCUUCCGUUGCCAGUGCCCGGCGGGCGGUGCCUUCGAGGGCCCACGAUGCGAGGUGGCGGCUCGCUCCUUCCCACCCAGUUCCUUCGUCAUGUUUCGCGGCUUACGGCAGCGCUUCCACCUCACACUGUCCCUCUCGUUUGCAACGGUGCAGCCGAGAGGGCUACUCUUCUACAAUGGACGCCUGAAUGAAAAGCAUGACUUUCUGGCCCUGGAGCUCAUCGCUGGGCAAGUGCGGCUUACAUAUUCCACGGGCGAGUCCAGCACAGUGGUGAGCCCCACAGUUCCAGGGGGCCUGAGUGAUGGGCAGUGGCACACAGUUCAUCUGAGAUACUACAACAAGCCCCGGACAGAUGCUCUGGGGGGUGCUCAGGGUCCCUCCAAGGACAAGGUGGCUGUGCUGAGCGUGGAUGACUGUGACGUGACUGUGGCCCUGCAGUUUGGGGCUGAGAUUGGCAACUACUCCUGUGCAGCUGCUGGUGUGCAGACAAGCUCCAAGAAGUCUCUGGACCUGACGGGCCCCCUGCUUCUGGGAGGUGUCCCCAACCUCCCCGAGAACUUCCCCGUGUCCCACAAGGACUUCAUCGGCUGUAUGCGGGACCUGUACAUUGAUGGCCGCCAGGUGGACAUGGCGGCUUUUGUGGCAAACAACGGCACCAUGGCAGGCUGCCAGGCCAAACUGCGGUUUUGUGAUUCAAGUCCUUGCAAGAACAGUGGCCUCUGCUCAGAGCGCUGGGGUAGCUACAUCUGCGACUGCCCUGUGGGCUUCGGUGGCAAAGACUGUCGGCUCUCCAUGACCCAUCCUUACCAUUUCCAUGGCAACGGCACACUGAGCUGGGACUUUGGAAGUGACACAACUGUGUCUGUACCGUGGUACCUGGGACUCGCAUUUCGGACUCGGGCAACACACGGUGUGCUGAUGCAAGUGCAGGCUGGGACACACAGUGCGCUCCUCUGCCAGCUGGAUCGAGGGUUGCUGUCUGUGACAGUGACCAGGGGUUCAGGUCGUGCUGCCCACCUCCUCCUAGACCAGGUGACUGUCAGUGAUGGCCGAUGGCAUGAUCUGCGGCUGGAGUUGCAGGAAGAACCAGGUGGCCGGCGGGGUCAUCAUGUCCUCAUGGUGUCACUGGAUUUUAGCCUUUUCCAGGACACCAUGGUGGUGGGGAGUGAACUACAGGGCCUGAAGGUAAAGCGACUCCACGUGGGAGGACUGCCCCCCAGCAGUGAGGAGAAGCUUCCGAAGGGUCUCAUUGGCUGUAUUCAGGGGGUAUGGCUCGGCUCUACGCCCUCAGGGUCCCCAGCCCUGCUUCCCCCCAGUCACCAAAUCAAUGUGGAACCUGGCUGUGUUGUGACAAAUGCUUGUGCAUCUGGACCCUGCCCACCCCACGCUGACUGUCGUGACCUCUGGCAGACCUUUUCCUGCACCUGCUGGCCAGGUUAUUAUGGCCCAGGCUGUGUGGAUGCCUGUCUCUUGAACCCCUGCCAGAACCAGGGGUCAUGCCGGCACCUUCCAGGAGCUCUCCAUGGCUAUACCUGUGAUUGUGCAGGUGGCUACUUUGGGCACCAUUGUGAACACAGGAUGGACCAGCAGUGCCCUAAGGGCUGGUGGGGGAGCCCAACAUGUGGCCCCUGCAACUGCGAUGUUCACAAGGGCUUUGACCCCAACUGCAACAAGACAGAUGGACAGUGUCACUGUAAGGAGUUUCACUAUCAACCUCGGGGCAGUGAUUCAUGCCUCCCAUGUGACUGCUACCCAGUGGGCUCCACCUCGCGCUCCUGUGCACCGGACAGUGGGCAGUGUCCCUGUCGCCCAGGAGCCCUUGGCCGCCAGUGCAACAGCUGUGACAGCCCUUUUGCAGAGGUGACAGCCAGCGGCUGCCAGGUGCUCUAUGAUGCAUGUCCCAAGUCCCUGAGAGCUGGUGUGUGGUGGCCCCAGACCAAGUUUGGUGUCUUAGCCACAGUGUCCUGUCCCCGGGGGGCCCUGGGAUUGCGGGGUACAGGUGCUGCUGUGCGGCUGUGUGAUGAGGACCAGGGCUGGUUGGAGCCCGACCUCUUCAACUGCACCUCCCCUGCCUUCCGAGAACUCAGCCUUCUGCUGGAUGGCUUAGAGCUGAAUAAGACAGUGCUGGAUACCGUGGAGGCCAAGAAGCUGGCUCACCAGCUACGGGAAGUGACCCGGCACACUGACUAUUACUUUAGCCAGGAUGUCCGAGUCACAGCCCGUCUGCUGGCCCACCUGCUGGCCUUUGAGAGCCAACAGCAGGGCUUUGGACUGACAGCCACACAGGACGCGCACUUUAACGAGAAUCUGCUAUGGGCUGGCUCUGCACUGCUUGCGCCAGAGACAGGGGACUUAUGGGCAGCGCUGGGGCAGCGGACCCCUGGGGGCUCCCCAGGCAGCGCAGGGCUGGUACAGCAUCUGGAGGAGUAUGCAGCCACACUCGCCAGGAAUAUGGAACUCACGUACCUGAAUCCCGUGGGGCUGGUGACACCCAAUAUCAUGCUCAGCAUCGACCGUAUGGAGCACCCUAGUCCAACCCGGGGGGUCCGUCGCUACCCCCGCUACCACAGCAACCUGUUCCGGGGCCAGGAUGCCUGGGACCCUCAUACCCACGUGCUACUGCCUUCCCAGUCCCCACGGCUGUUCCCACCUGAAGUUCUACCCUCCAGCAGCAGCAGCACAGAAAACGCCACCAUUGCAAGUGUGACGCCCCCACCAGGCCUCCUGGAGCCCGAGCCGGAGCCCAGAAUCUCCAUUGUCAUCCUCCUUGUGUACCGCACCUUAGGGGGACUGCUCCCUGCUCAGUUCCAGGCCGAACGCCGCGGUGCCAGGCUCCCCCAGAACCCUGUCAUGAACUCCCCGGUGGUCAGUGUGGCUGUGUUCCACGGGCGCAACUUCCUAAGGGGUCUCCUGGAGUCUCCCAUCAACCUCGAGUUCCGCCUGCUACAGACAGCCAAUCGGAGCAAGGCGAUCUGCGUGCAGUGGGACCCACCUGGCCCGAUGGAGCAGCGAGGCAUGUGGACUGCACGGGACUGUGAGCUGGUACACAGGAAUGGAUCCCAUGCUCGAUGUCGGUGCAGUCGGACCGGUACCUUUGGUGUCCUCAUGGAUGCCUCCCCCCGUGAGCGCCUGGAGGGUGACCUGGAGCUGCUGGCUGUGUUCACGCAUGUAGUCAUGGCGGCGUCUGUGGCUACACUGCUGCUGACUGCAGCCAUCCUGCUGAGCCUGCGCAGCCUCAAGUCCAAUGUUCGUGGCAUCCACGCCAAUGUGGCAGCUGCCUUGGGCGUGGCAGAGCUCUUCUUCCUGUUGGGGAUCCACAGGACCCAAAAUCAGCUGGUAUGCACUGCUGUCGCCAUCCUCCUGCACUACUUCUUCCUCAGCACAUUUGCCUGGCUCCUUGUGCAGGGACUGCACCUCUACCGCAUGCAGGUUGAGCCACGCAACGUGGACCGCGGCGCCAUGCGCUUCUACCACGCCCUGGGCUGGGGUGUUCCUGCUGUGCUGCUGGGCCUUGCUGUUGGCCUGGACCCUGAGGGCUAUGGGAACCCUGAAUUCUGCUGGAUCUCUGUCCAUGAACCCCUCAUCUGGAGCUUUGCCGGCCCUGUCAUCCUAGUCAUCCUGAUGAAUGGGACUAUGUUUCUCCUCGCUGCCCGCACAUCUUGCUCCACGGGGCAGAGGGAGGCCAAGAAGACCUCUGUGCUUGGGACCCUUCGCAGCUCCUUCCUGCUACUUCUGCUAGUCAGCGCCUCCUGGCUCUUUGGCCUCCUGGCGGUCAACCACAGCAUCCUGACCUUCCACUACCUCCAUGCAGGACUCUGUGGCCUCCAGGGCCUGGCAGUGCUGCUGCUCUUCUGUGUCCUGAAUGCAGAUGCUCGGGCUGCCUGGACACCAGCCUGCCUGGGCAGGAAGGCAGCCCCUGAGGAGGCGAGGGCUACACCUGGGACGGGGCCUGGGGCCUACAACAACACGGCCCUCUUUGAGGAGAGUGGCCUUAUCCGCAUCACUCUCGGCGCCUCCACUGUCUCCUCAGUCAGCAGUGCCCGCUCCGGCCGGACCCAGGACCAAGACAGCCAGCGGGGCCGUAGCUACCUCAGGGACAAUGCCCUGGUUCGACAUGGCUCAGCUGCUGACCACACUGACCACAGCCUCCAGGCCCACACUGGCCCCACUGACCUGGAUGUGGCCAUGUUCCAUCGAGAUGCUGGCGUAGACUCAGAUUCAGAUAGUGACCUGUCCUUGGAGGAAGAAAGGAGUCUGUCCAUCCCAUCUUCAGAGAGUGAGGACAAUGGCCGGACACGGGGCCGUUUCCAGCGUCCACUCCGCCGUGCAGCCCAGAGUGAGAGGCUCCUCACCCACCCCAAAGAUGUGGAUGGCAACGACCUCCUGUCUUACUGGCCAGCACUAGGGGAGUGUGAGGCAGCCCCUUGUGCCUUGCAGACCUGGGGCUCCGAGCGGCGCCUGGGGCUGGACACUAGCAAGGAUGCAGCCAAUAACAACCAGCCUGAACUGGCCCUGACCAGUGGGGAUGAAACCACCCUGGGUCGGGCCCAGCGCCAGAGGAAAGGCAUCCUGAAGAACCCGCUGCAGUACCCGCUGGUUCCACAGACCCGGGGUAUCCCGGAGCUCUCCUGGUGCCGGGCAGCCACCUUGGGCCACCGCGCUGUGCCAGCUGCCUCCUACGGGCGAAUCUGUGCUAGCGGAGGCACAGGCAGCCUUUCACAGCCCGCCAGCCGCUACUCAUCCCGAGAACAGUUGGAUUUGCUCCUCCGGCGGCAACUGAGCCGUGAACGACUGGAGGAGGCCCCUGCUCCCAUUCUGCGUCCCCUGAGCCGGCCAGGUUCCCAGGAGCACCUGGACGCUGUGCACGCUGUGCCAGGCCGCUUGGAGCCCAGGGACCGGGGCAGCACCUUGCCUCGGAGACAGCCACCUCGAGACUACCCUGGUGCCAUGGCUGGACGCUUUGGGUCACGGGAUGCACUGGACCUAGGAGCGCCCCGAGAGUGGUUGAGCACACUGCCCCCACCUCGUGGUGCCAGGGACCUUGACCUACAGCCUCCACCUCUGCCCUUGUCACCCCAACGGCAACUGUCAAGGGAUCCCCUUUUGCCAUCCCGACCCCUAGACUCUCUGUCCAGGAGAUCAAACUCACGGGAACAGUUAGACCAGGUGCCUAGCCGGCAUCCUUCACGGGAAGGUCUCGGGCCACCCCCACAACUGCUCCGAGCGAGGGAGGACCCAGCCUCUGGCCCCAGCCAUGGCCCUUCCACAGAGCAGCUGGACAUUCUCUCUUCCAUCCUUGCCUCCUUCAACUCCUCAGCCCUCUCCUCUUCUGUGCAGUCCUCAAGCACACCCUCGGGCCCCCAUACCACUGCCACGCCUUCUGCUACUGCUUCAGCUCUUGGGCCUUCCACACCACGCUCUGCCACAUCCCAUAGCAUCUCGGAGCUGUCACCGGACUCAGAAGUUCCUAGAAGUGAAGGUCACUCCUGA